Seriola aureovittata is the source of this 2004-nucleotide messenger RNA. RefSeq names its product trafficking protein particle complex subunit 6B (gene trappc6b). Gene Ontology annotation, cellular component: TRAPP complex; trans-Golgi network; cis-Golgi network. Gene Ontology annotation, biological process: endoplasmic reticulum to Golgi vesicle-mediated transport; regulation of GTPase activity. The coding region runs from base 178 to 654 and encodes 158 amino acids. The record is from RefSeq and is a predicted model, not a curated record. Lineage: Eukaryota; Metazoa; Chordata; Actinopteri; Carangiformes; Carangidae. The transcript is spliced from 6 exons.
UGCCCUCUCUGAUCAGCCCUCCCUCCGCUGGUAAACAAAAACAACACGGAAGCGACAGAAAGGUUGAUAUAGUGUUCAGAUGAGUGUGUUUCUGUGUUUUAUCCGUCAGUGUGUGAUGAUGGUGUCGCUCCCGGUGUAAGUGAAUCGGUUGGACCCGCUGUCGUCAGAGGAAGAAGAAUGGCGGACGAAGCUCCGUUCCAGUUUCUACAUAACGAAGUGAUACAGUACAUUUCCAAGUCCGCUGAGAAAGGAGAGACGGAAAAUGGAAGAAAUAUCACCAAACUGGAGAAUAUGGGCUUCAGAGUCGGCCAAGGACUAAUAGAGAGACUGACUAAAGACACUUCACGGUUCAAAGACGAGCUGGACGUCAUGAAGUUCAUCUGUAAAGACUUCUGGACCUGUGUGUUCAAGAAGCAGAUAUACAACCUUCGAACUAAUCACCAGGGCAUCUAUGUUCUCCAGGACAACAAGUUCCGACUGCUGAGUCAGCUGUCAGCUGGUAAACAGCACCUGGAACAUGCCCCAAAGUACCUGUCCUUCACCUGUGGUCUGGUGAGAGGAGCUCUGUCCAACCUGGGAGUGAGGAGUAUUGUGACUGCUGAGGUGUCCGUCAUGCCUGCGUGUAAAUUCCAGGUCAUGAUCCAGAAAAUGUAGCAGCCAGCAGAGGCCACACUCUCUCUUUCUUUUGCCUACAUAUGUAAUUGUGUUUUGUCUUUAAAGGGAAAUUACACCCAUCUUCAGCAGCACAAUCACUUCUCUGCAUUUUGGAGAUGACAUUGAUGAUUGCAAAAAUUUAAACUGUAAACUUGCAGCGUCCAUAUAACAGUCUGACCAAUUGUCAUUAUCAUAUCACACUUUCCAAUGCCAUAAUGAUUAUUUCUGAGAAUGAUGAUAUAGUAACGUUAUGUAUUUUAUAUAAAGUCUACAUGUUUCUCACUAACUAAAUGUGUGACUGUGUAUUGCCGGUAAAAAGUAAACUUCAGUGUGUCAGUUUGAAUUGAUGCACAGUAUAGAAACUGUUAAACCAUUAAAAAAUAACUUUGAUACUUAUAGAUAUCAAAAUAAAAUAUUGGUAAUGAUCAAUAAUUGUGUUUGGGUUUAUCAUUCUAAUACAUGCAUAUUGCCUACUAGUUCUAUGAUCAUUAGAGUUUAAUUGCUUCUCAGAAACCUGUUUUCUGUGUAAACAAUUCAUAAUAUGCCAAAAUAACAAUAUGCAGAACAAUGCAUACAUUUGAGCUGUUUUUGGUUGUAUAUCAUUGUACAGCACUUUUGCCAACCCUGGAUGUUUUAAAUGUGCUUUAUAAAUGAACUCGAUUUAAUUUGAAACAUGAAAAUGAGGAAGUGAGGGCAGCUAAGCAGCUCAGAGAACACAACAGAAGUUCAGUACUGUCUUCAGACAUGCCAAACAUGUGAAUGAAUGAUCAGUUUAAAGCAGGGGUCUCUAAUAGGUGCCCCCUCCCCGCCCGCCCCAGUCUGUUUUGAUAUGGUAUGUGAAUACAUUUGACCAGUGAUAUAAGACAUGAGAAGCUCUCAGAGUGAAAAAGUUACGCCUUGUAUAAAGACACAGUAGCACUAAUGAUGAUCAGUAAUCCUGUUGAAGCAUGAAAAUGCCCAAACUGUUUCAAUUUCAGGUGUUUGUUUGAACUUGGACUCACAGGUGUGUGACAGAAAUGUUCUAUUUGAAAUUUAUGCAGUUAAAGUUUCCUUGUUAUUUUUGUGCUCUAGAUAAUAUGCUAGAGACACAGCCACUGUUUAUGACUGCAAAGAUGUUAAAACAAUUAAAAACUACUUUGUUUAAUUUUUCAUUAUUCAUCUCUGCUCCAGUAAAUCAACAAGCAACUGCUAUGAGGGUCCUGGACUUUGGGUUAGCCUCUAGAGCUCUCCUUCAGCCUACAUGGAAAAUCAGACAUAAGAAUAUGAAGAUGAGACAUAUGUCAGAGCCCCCUCCCUUCUGAUGGCCUCAACUCUGCUCCAGACUCUUUCAAUAAAAUCUGUAAAUCUGUU